CCAAAGAGCAUAUAGUGACCCCCCUGGCUGUUUCGGCGAGCCUCAAACAACAACACCGGCGUUGGUGACGGAGUAUCAUACGAAACGUUCAAAACGGAGAAUCCAGAACAUCAUCACAAGACUCGGGCUCGCACUCCCCUGACAAGAUCUUAUCAUCGGGGAUCCGGUGACGGGCCGACUCAGCCGAAGGCUAGGUCUCGCACACUUGCGGUGAAUGACCAAUGGCCAGCCAUGGUUAUUAUGACCAGCCGCCGCUGUUGACCCAAUUGUCCUCGGAGAAUCCGGGACGAGGAGACGGGGGGGUUGCUCUAACGGAGCCGUCUGCCCCCAACCGUAACCCCGCCCGAACAGUCGGAGGGAAGCGGGUGCCCGACCGCAAGCUCAAGGACUCGGACCACUGUCUUUUCUGUCCGGUUUGCGCCGGCCAGCCGGCACGGUAUGCCAAGGUCACGAAGAAGUGUAAACCAGGCGCGACGUAUAAAGGCCUAUCAAAACUGAUGGAGCAUAUCAACCGCGUCCACUCCCCGGAGUCAUUUUGCCUUACUUGCAUGAGGGCUUUACAGGGGGGGAUAACUUGGAAUAUGCACUCUGAGACAUGCCAGCCGAGAACGUUGACGACGGAGCAAAAGGAAGCAUAUCCUACCCUGCUUCCCAGCGACGUGUUGUUCAGUGUGCAGAACUGGAAAAAAACCGCAGGUGCGCCCAAGGAUGGUAAAAGUCUGGUGGAGCACCGUUGGGAACACAUAUAUGGGAUCAUCUACCCCGGAGAGCCAAUACCUGACGCAAUGCCGAAAUCCCCAGGGAGCAGUUUCCAGCCGCCAGCGUCUCAUUCUCCAGUACCGCGAGGAAAGCGUCAAGCGAGUUCUUCGCCAGACUGCAAGCCGCGUGGUUCGAGACGGAGACAGGCCAGCCCCGAGGCACAAGCGGCGGACAGGGGAGAUGAAGUAGUCGGAUUCGAACCCGCACCGGUCGAUCUUAGCCAACCACAACCUGGCGGGCAUAGUGCCAUGCUUUUCGAAGAAUGGCCGCGUGGCCCCAGCUACCCCGGAGACUUCCGCUGUCCGUUCUCGGCCGACGAUGCGGCCGACGAGGCAUCCAUCAUACCCAUCUUGGGCAUGGAGUCGAUGGCCCCGUCGGACACCACUGCUGUCACCGGGCUCCCUCCCUUCACGUUCGACGGCACGACAGCCUACUCGGAGACCAGUGGCUUCUUUGAGUACGCGGACCAGAGGCCGCAAACGCCGUUGUACCUAGUCAAGGACGGAGAUAACACAGAUUCGGUGUUCCAGAAAUGGGAACUUGAGAUAAUGCAGCAAUGUGAGAAGGAGCGCGCUCUGGGUUCUGAGCUUGUUCCAGGCACCGUUGACUACCCGGCGGAUUUGGAGAACGAGCCGGACUUAAUGGCAAUUACGAACACCAUGGAUCCAUCGCUGGACCUGGAGUCGGAUGAGUUUAACAGGCUUUUUCAAGGAACCUAAUUUGGUAGUUGGGUAGUCUCGGAAGACUAGUUUGCAUUUAACUAGAUCUCUCUUAAUUUCUAUAGUUAAUCUCGUUCGUUAAAAAUAGCUUCGAAUAUUUCCCUUCCUUCUUCUUUU
Chaetomium fimeti is the source of this 1595-nucleotide messenger RNA. RefSeq lists its product as uncharacterized. The record is from RefSeq and is a predicted model, not a curated record. The transcript is spliced from 3 exons. Lineage: Eukaryota; Fungi; Ascomycota; Sordariomycetes; Sordariales; Chaetomiaceae. Bases 222 to 1478 code for a protein of 418 amino acids.